Molecule: messenger RNA, 575 nt
Organism: Anolis sagrei ordinatus
Lineage: Eukaryota; Metazoa; Chordata; Lepidosauria; Squamata; Anolidae
Source: RefSeq, a predicted model, not a curated record
AGAAAAUAUUCCCUAAAGGUGGAUCCAUCAGGGGCUGCAUGAAAGGCUUGAAAGCUCUUGGUAGAUACGUUGACUUAAAACGUAUGAACACAACAGGAGUCAGCUACGGAUGUACCUUGGACCUCCUGGUGGCUCGUUCAGUUAAGCUUCAUGGCCAUGGCUUCCUGACUCUGGCACUGAGGAAUGUGCCUUCUCUGCAAGAUUUCUACACUGGUUUCAGCUUCCGCACCAGCCAAAGCCGUGGCUUGAUGUACCACCAUGCUACAGAGGAAGGGACCUGUCAGGUUUCCUUGCAAAAUGGCAGAGUGGCAGUCAAUGUCUUGACAACAGAACUCACAACAAAGAAUGCAUAUGCAGAUGACACAAGCCACUACGUUGCCAUCUACAGCGACUCUUCGGGGAUCCGAGUUUACGUAGAUGACCAGCUUCAGGGAACCAAACCAGGGACUGAUCGCCUCAGGAGGCAGAAGCGACAGGACGAGCCAGCAGUCUUUCAGCUGGGUGGCAUGCCCCAGGCCAGUGAAAUGGGCAACCUCACAGGAUGUAUUGGGAAUGUCUUUGUCAGACGGGCAUAG